GUAUGUGGGACUGUCCACGACUGCGAACCGCGAGCCUAAUGUUAUUUUUAGGGCCCUACCGCACUGAAUAACUCUCCUGCACUCUUACACCCGACGAUCAAAUUCCGCGGGGUCGGAACCCGGUCAGAGCAGGAGGGUUCCCGUACUUUGGCCAGCUUCUGGCCCCGAUCCCUUAAACCCGCUCUCAAUAUUUGAAGAUGUCAAAAAAACUCUGAAUGUUAAGCACAGAUAGUUAUUUAUUCAAAUAGGCAACUCAAAUAGUUGAGUUUCAUUCCAAACUAUUUUCAUUCAAAGCUAAGGAAGUGUUUGUAUUUCUUUAUGUUACUUGAAAACUUUUAUUUCUUUCUUUAAUGGAUACACAGUUUGAAAUUUCCAUUCAUUUAUCAUUCUCUAUAAACUUUAUUACUUUAAUAAAUCUAAAGAAAAGAUCCCUUGAUAUUUCAAUUUGACAACAGCUAUAUUUCUAUUCUUGUCUUUUCUGUGAGGUUUUUUAACUGCACCGUAAGCCUACUAAAAAAAAAAUUGAACUUUAUUUUGUUGUGAAAAUUGAGGUUAGAUUUAGCUUCAAUUCAAAAUAAUUCAGCAAAUUGACACUAUGAAUUAGUAUGAAAUUAUGAAUUAACUUAAACGGGAACGAAAAAGAGACAAUGGCAUUAUUGGGGGCUCAGCUUGUAAUAACUUUGAUCAUGGUAUCAGUUAUACAGAAAUUGGGCAAUUAUUCGUUCGCGAAGUGGUUGCUGUGCUCUCAGGGCUUAUACCGGUAUUUGUAUCCGGACAAUAAUGAGUUGAAGAAUUUGGCUGGGGUUCCUAAAGAGAGAUCUAAGGGGAAAAAAGGCGGUAAAUAUGAGAGUAACGGUAAACCGGAGACAUUUCACGUGCCUAGAAGCUUGGAAAUCCAAUUGGAAACUGCACCGGUUACUGCGCUGGACGUGGUACAUUUGAGAUUCUACACAGAAUAUCUUUGGAUUGUUGAUUUUUCAUUGUAUACAGCCAUAGUAUACAUUAUGUCUGAGGUUUACACCUCAAUAUUUCCAUUAAAAGAUGAGUUCAAUUUGAGCAUGGUCUGGUGUCUACUCGUUAUUUUGUUUUCAAUUAAAAUCUUGUUAUCACUUACCAAACAAUAUUUCACAAGUGAUGAAUCAAUCGGUGAACGAUCAACAUGCAUUGUCGCAUUCUGCGUUUUCCUCCUCAUAGCCAUGAUGGUACUGAUCGUAGAUGAAAAAAACUUGGAAGUUGGUGUGGACCCUGCUUAUGACAGCUUUUUUGAAAAUGCUUCUAAGUUUCUCGAUAGUCAAGGCUUGAGUUCUGUUGGUCCAGCAUCCAAGCUUGUGAUAAAGUUUGCUUUUGCCGUGUGGGCUGCGAUCAUUGGUACCAUAUUUACAUUUCCGGGAUUCAGAGUUUCCAGAAUGCAUUGGGACUCACUGAGGUACUACGGAGAAAACAAAAUAAAGUAUUUGUUGCUAAAUUUUAAUUUUGCUCUGCCGUUCAUACUUGUACUGUUGUGGGUGCGUCCAAUUACGAGGCACUACCUCACAGCUCGAGUAUUCAGCGGGAUGGAGAAACCUUUAAUGACGUCGCAGGCCUUCGACACCCUGCGCAUCGUGCUGGUGGUGUGCACGGCGGCGCUGCGCGUGGCGCUGAUGCCGCGGCAGCUGCAGGCCUACCUGGACAUUGCACAGCGGAGGCUCGACGUGCAGAAGAAAGAGGCCGGCAGGAUAACCAAUAUCGAUUUACAGAAAAAGGUCGCCUCGGUGUUCUACUACCUGUGCGUGGUGGCGCUGCAGUACAUCUGCCCCGUGAUCAUGAUGCUGUACUUGGCCCUGAUGUACAAGACGCUGGGCGGCCACGCGUGGAGCAGCCUGCUGUACGAGGCGCCCCCCGCCGCGCCCCUCCCCGCGCCCCCCGCCGCACCCCCCGCCGCCCCCGCAGGCGCGGAGCAGUACCAGCUGGCCUGGGAAAACUUGAAGAUGGUGUUCACGACGGAGGUGUGUCGCGGAGUGCUGGGCUUCGCGACGUGGUGGUGCAGCUUCGCGUGGUUCGUGACCACCGCGCUGGGAGCCGCCUACCAGAGUUACUUCAGGAUCUCCUGAUGCUGAUGCUGCUAUCUGUAUUCGUUUUAAUUAUAUGUAGUUUUCUAGUCGAAGAUCAUUGUGGGACGUUACCCUGAUGUGGCCAAAGCAUGUGUUGUGAUUUUAAAGGCGAAUGUUGUGUUAACGUUAGCACUCCAAGGAAAUUUCUCGGUACAGCACCCUCAAUUAUGUUGUCUGUUUGACGAUAUCCGCAAGGAUCAGCCUUCACCCGGUUUUGACUUUGUAAUUAACUGUUCUUAUCUAAUAAUAUUACUUCAAAUUUGCAGUAGGUAGUACUUGAAGCCAUACUUACAAUAAAUAAAUAAUAAAAGACAUCAUUAGGUAUAAAGUUUGCUAAAACAUUUUACUGGAGCAAACUGAAUCUAAGAUAUAAGAAGGUUUUUAAAUGUAAAAUAAAAACAAAAUAUAACAAAUAAUUAUGCAUAAAAGUAUCUUGGUCAGUGGCCACUGAUGCUCAUGAACUUCACAAAUAUGAAUAGCCAACACAUCGUGGAUUCAGAGCUACUUUAAAAUAAUAACUAAUAAUAAUAACUUAUUAUUAUGAAUAUAAUUACCAACAAAGUUUGAGAAAUUUGCAUUUCAAUGUUAAUAGUAAUGUUAUUCAGAGCAUGUGACAAUUGGUGAUAUCGUAAAUAUAAAAAAUUGUACAUAUAUAUUUUGAUGUACAGCAAACUAAUUUUUCACAGGUUGGCUUUCUCUGGAAUGAUUUUUCAACAUUGAUUAUUAUAUCAUUUUAAGUUCUGAAAUAAUAGUAAGAUAUUAUUCUUAUGUAUGUACAUUAAAAAAAGUACCUUUAAUUUGAUUAUAGUUAUUAUAUUUAUGGAUUGUAAUGGUGUGAGUUUGAAUUCAAAUUUCUCGACAGAAAGUUCGGGUGUCAUGAGUACUGUUGACCUGUGUCAUGAAUAAUAUUACAAUGAAACAAUAGUUGAUAAUUUAUUCAAUGGGUUUUUUACUCGUUUAAAAUUAUGUUAAAAUCAAUGACAUCUUAAGAUUUAAAUCAGCUUUACAAAUUUAUAUACUGUGUUUUAAUUUUAAUAAAUAAUGUAAGACAAAUUACACCCAGUCAAGCGUCCUGUAGGGCUCCCUUUACUACGGGAACCGAUACAUACUUAUACUUUUUUUUUUUGCUUAGAUGGGUGGACGAGCUCACAGCCCACCAGGUGUUAAGUGGUUACUGGAGCCCAUAGACAUCUAUAACGUAAAUGCGCCACCCACCUUGAGAUAUAAGUUCUAAGAUCUCAAGUAUAGUUACAGUGGCUACCCCACCCUUCAAACCGAAACGCAUUACUACUUCACGGCAGAAACAGGCAGGGUGGUGGUACCUAUCCACGCGGACUCAUAAUAGGUCCUACCACCAGUAAAUACAUAUUUAUAUAAAUUAACCGGUUGCACACAGAGCGAACCAAUCUGUUCGUUCUAUUAUAAAAUUCAUGACAUAUCUAAAGAAUCCUGAAAUAUUAGCAACAUUAUCUACAUAAGUGUGAAUAAACCUCGGUGACCUUAAAAAUUACCAUUUUUGUAUUAUUUAUUUAUAAGUCACGUUAAAUUCGUAGGGGUACUACACGAAAUGGCAUUGAAAAAACAAUAUUAUUUAUAUUAUUAUUAUUAUUAUUAUUAGAUAACUUUUGUUAUGUUUGUGUAAGUUUGUGAUUUUUGUGUUAUGUUUAAACCUGUUUGUGUGCUACAUUAGUUUGUUAUUCUUAUGUGUUUCUAAUAUAAUGAGCUAUAACUAUGAUGUUAAUUACAAAUAGUCUCGCGACCUAUGGUGCUUAGACCCUUGUCUAGUGCGGCGUCUAGCUCUGUAGAUAACGUUAAUUUUACGUUAUUUACUUUCUGUUAAUCUAACGUAGAGUUAUUAUAAAAUUAUUGUAUAUUUGUAACUCUCUCUUCGUAGUGUAAAACUAAACUGAAAUUCAUAAAUAAUUAAUAGGUAUGAACUGAACUGUUCUAUUGACUAUGAAUGUAUGAAGUGUUUUGUCCUGGUGAAACUGGAAAGGCCUACGGGCCACCAGCAAUCCUUCAAUCAUAAAAAAAAAAUGAAGCGUUCUAUUGUUCCACUACUAAGCGGUCAUAGAAGAGUUUACUUUUUAAAACUGACUUUCGCAUUUAUAAUAUCAAAUAUUGUUUCGGCCGAAGUUGUACUAUGAAUUAAAAAAGCUAUGUAUUCAUUACUCUCAUUUUAAAUUUAAUUGAAAACAAAUCAUUUUAUUUAACUGUAAUUAUUAAGCGCAAUUAUUCGACCGGUUCUUUUCGCUAGUUUUACAUCUAACGCGUUCUUACGCGUCUUUAAUAAAAAUAGUCGCAGCAUCAAAUUAUUCUUAUCUAAUAAUUAUUAAGCGUAAUACAUGCGUAAAUAAUAUCAUUAUAAUUACUUUUCGGUAAAUAAUGAAUUGGUAUUUGAUGUAAUUCAAUUUGUUUUUUUGAUAUUAAUAGUUGUUAGUUGAAAAAUUACGAUUAUGAAAAUUUGUAUGGGAUUGUUGUAAUAAAUUAUCUGAAGCAAA
Molecule: messenger RNA, 4591 nt
Organism: Bombyx mori (domestic silkworm)
Lineage: Eukaryota; Metazoa; Arthropoda; Insecta; Lepidoptera; Bombycidae
Gene: emei
Product: transmembrane protein 161B
Exons: 9
Coding region: 648-2090 (480 amino acids)
Source: RefSeq, a predicted model, not a curated record